UUUACUUUUCAGUUUCAUCUUUUACGCUUCUGCUCCUUCACUCCGUCUCAAGGGAUAGAGAGGGAGCUCUCAGCGGGGAGGCGGAGAGGCGGUGCUGAGGGAGCUGCAGCGGUGUCUGUCUGCAGGUCCUUCUACAUUCUCCGCAGAAGAAAUCACUGAUCAGGGUUUCGAGGCUUGCAAUUUUCCCAUGGGGAAAUCUCCUGGAAGAUGGAUCAAGACACUUCUCUUCGGAAAGAAGACUAAAUCACAUACUUCAAGGGGAAGGAAUGUACUGUCAGAAGCUAAUAACAAAGGAUACGCUGUUGGAAAAGAUCCGAAUUUGGUAGUGAAUUCCCUAGAAAUUUCCGAACCACUCCCUGUAAGCACUGAGAAUAGUAGAGAUACAGUAAAUGACGGAAAACCAUCAGAUACUGGGGAGCCAGCCAUUUCCAACACUAGUCAAGGAGUUGUAGGAUCUACGACAUCAGAAGCCAUGAGCAAUAACAUAGAAAAGCAGGCUGCCAUAAAGGCACAGGCAGCAUUCCGUGGUUAUCUGGCUCGUAGGGCAUUUCGUGCACUGAAAGGUAUUAUUAGGCUGCAGGCUAUAAUACGUGGGCAUCUGGUGAGAAGACAGGCUAUUGCAACUCUACAUGCUAUGGAGGGAAUUGUCAAGUUACAAGCUAUAGCUCGUGGAAGAAAAGUUAGAAGUUCCUUUAGUGAGCUGAAAGUCACUGUAAACUAUUAUCAACUAAAGACUGUGGAUCCGAUAUCACAAGAUGCUUGGAAAGGGAAGUUUUCAUCAAAUACAUAUAUAUGGAAGCUUCUUUCUUCAUCCAUUCUUGCAAAACCAUUGCAAAUUAAUUAUGAUAAAGGUGACCCAAAUUCAGUCUUCAGCUGGUUAGACAGAUGGACCACUAUCAGUUUCACAGUGCCGACAGUCAAGUCGAAACGGAGAAUUAUUUCGAAAGGCCAAGCAAACCGUGCUGUGGAAUAUGAAUCAGGAAAAUCAAGGCGCGUGCGAAAUAGCUCUGCCUCAAAUGUUGGAGCUGCUCAAACAAAUACCAACAAUGAACCUGAGAAAACAAAGAGGAAUCUGAAAAAGGCAAACACUUACCAAACAGAAGGCAUACCAGAACAAGCACAAUCAGAGCUCGAAAGGGUAAAACGUAAUUUAAGAAAGAUAUCUACUAUAAAGGAUGGGAAUGAGCAACCAGAGAUUGGAAGUCAGAAAUCAGACCUAAGUUUGAAAAAGGUGGCUGUUAGUUUAUCUGAGAAUCCUAGCCAAGGAGUUGUUGAUUCCAUGGAAAAAACAAAGAAGGAUACUGCUGUAACACCUACUAUGAAACUGGAUACUGAAAAUGCUUCCGGACCCACUGUAGCAGAUGAACAAAUUGAUGUGCUGCCUGAUGAUAAACCAUCGAAUGAAACACAACUAUUGCAGGAGAUAGAUAAUUCUGAGAACAACAUAGUGAUGAGUGAAGAAGUAAGCUUGAAGGAAGAACUUUGUCAUGAAACCCAAAAGACCAGCAAAAGGAGAUCUUUCUCGGCCAAAUCAGAAUAUCCUGAAAACGGGUUGCCAAAUAUUCCUGUGGUUCCUAGUUAUAUGGCUGCAACUGAAUCUGCUAAGGCAAAAUUACGUGGGCAAAUAUCUCCAAGGCUUGUGUCGGACUCUGUCGACAAAAGUGGAAUUACUCGCCGACACUCUCUACCGUCCACUACCAAUGGCAAGAUGAGUUCGCCCAGGACAAAGAAACCAGUACAAGGUAGGGAUGUAAAUGAUAGGGCGAUUCAAGUGGGUUGGAGGCGGUGAAUUUUACUCGGAAAUACAGAUCCACUGUCUGGAGUAAAAUUUGACUUUAAUCGGAGUAGAUUUUUGUUUCCUAUUUAUUUGCUUGUUGAUAUUGUGCUCUAGUGCAUUCUAAACUUACUGAUUUGAACGGAUCAAUGUGUGGUUUGUUCCAAAAGCAUCCAUAUGCCCUGCCUAUGUCUGCCUGUGCAUAGUCUUAUCUGCAGGGUUAGCUUUCAGUCA
Messenger RNA from Zingiber officinale, 2008 nucleotides. RefSeq names its product protein IQ-DOMAIN 28-like. The coding region runs from base 188 to 1789 and encodes 533 amino acids. Gene Ontology annotation, molecular function: protein binding. NCBI's taxonomy places the organism in Eukaryota, Viridiplantae, Streptophyta, Magnoliopsida, Zingiberales, Zingiberaceae. The record is from RefSeq and is a predicted model, not a curated record. The transcript has 7 exons.